Ochotona princeps (American pika) is the source of this 1801-nucleotide messenger RNA. It is a transcript of the gene DIPK1A, whose product is annotated as divergent protein kinase domain 1A. The record is from RefSeq and is a predicted model, not a curated record. The transcript has 5 exons. NCBI's taxonomy places the organism in Eukaryota, Metazoa, Chordata, Mammalia, Lagomorpha, Ochotonidae. Bases 79 to 1365 code for a protein of 428 amino acids.
GGCAGGGGGCGGGGAGCGCGGCCGGCGGCGCUCGGGUCCGCCUCUGACUGCGGCGCGGCGGGGCGAUGUGUGAUUACCAUGGCGAGGAGUCUCUGUCCGGGGGCCUGGCUAAGGAAACCCUAUCACCUCCAGGCUCGCCUCUCUUACGUGCGGAUGAAAUAUCUUUUCUUCUCCUGGCUGGCAGUGUUUGUUGGCAGCUGGAUUCUCUAUGUGCAGUAUUCCGCCUACACAGAGCUGUGCAGAGGAAAGGACUGUAAGAAAAUCAUAUGUGACAAGUACAAGACUGGAGUCAUUGAUGGGCCUGCGUGUAACAGCCUGUGCGUCACAGAAACUCUCUACUUUGGAAAAUGCUUAUCCACCAAGCCCAGCAACCAGAUGUAUUUAGGGAUUUGGGAUAACCUACCCGGUGUUGUGAAAUGUCAAAUGGAACAAGCACUUCAUGUGGAUUUUGGAACUGAAUUGGAACCUAGGAAAGAAAUUGUGCUAUUUGAUAAGCCAACAAGGGGAACUACUGUACAGAAAUUCAAAGAAAUGGUCUACAGCCUGUUCAAGGCAAAGCUGGGUGACCAAGGAAACCUCUCCGAACUGGUGAACCUCAUCCUGACGGUGGCUGAUGGAGACAAAGAUGGCCAGGUGUCCCUGGGAGAAGCCAAGUCAGCCUGGGCUCUUCUUCAGCUAAAUGAAUUUCUUCUCAUGGUGAUACUUCAGGAUAAAGAGCAUACCCCCAAGCUAAUGGGAUUCUGUGGUGACCUCUAUGUGAUGGAAAGUGUCGAAUAUACCUCUCUGUAUGGAAUCAACCUUCCCUGGGUCAUUGAACUCUUUAUUCCAUCUGGGUUCAGAAGGACCAUGGACCAGCUGUUCACACCAUCGUGGCCAAGAAAGGCUAAAAUAGCCAUAGGCCUUCUCGAGUUCGUGGAAGAUGUUUUCCAUGGUCCUUAUGGAAAUUUCCUCAUGUGUGAUACUAGUGCCAAAAACCUAGGAUAUAAUGACAAGUAUGAUUUGAAAAUGGUAGACAUGAGAAAAAUUGUGCCAGAGACAAACCUGAAAGAACUGAUCAAGGAUCGCCACUGUGAGUCCGAUUCGGACUGUGUCUAUGGCACAGACUGUAGAACUAGCUGUGACCAGAGUACAAUGAAGUGUACUUCAGAGGUGAUACAGCCGAACUUGGCAAAAGCCUGUCAGCUGCUCAAAGACUACCUGCUGCGUGGUGCUCCCGGGGAAAUACGUGAAGAGUUAGAGAAACAGCUUUACUCUUGUAUUGCUCUCAAAGUCACAGCCAACCAGAUGGAAAUGGAACAUUCUUUGAUACUAAAUAACCUAAAGACAUUAUUAUGGAAGAAAAUUUCCUACACAAAUGACUCUUAGUUCAUUUGGACACUGUUGCCAUUGUGGGAAACACACCACUUCUGAAUGGUUUUGAACAUUUAAAAAAAAUUGCUUCUAAUUCAGAGGUCGCCCCCCUGCCCAGGCUGAAUAUGUGGUUACUGAAGGGUGGGUGUUAGAUCACCAAGUCCAAGGUCGACCUUACGCCUUUCAGAAGCUGUUACUGCAGUCCCCAGUACUCACUGUGUUAGCUAUCGACUAAUGACUGAAACAACGCUGUGAAAAGCCUCCUUCCAUAAACAUCAAGUGUUUUGUAGAUUUGUUAGCCAAAAGACCAUUGCUGGAAACAUUUGCAUUGAAGCUGCUGUUUUAAAAAAUUUAUAAACAAAUGUACUAAUGUCUUAGCAUGGUAAAGUUUGCACAUUAACAGAAAUUAAAACUGCGAAACAGGUAAAUUAAAAGUACUCCUUUAUAAACA